UCCUGGCAAGGCUUCAGCUGAGCAGUGACCCUGCACUGCAGGGAGAGAUGGAGACUCUCAGCCGGUCCCACCAGGCACCCAGCAUGGUCACCACGAGGCUGUUGGGAAGUUUGGAGUUCUGGCUGGCCAACACCUUUCUGCCCCUGCUGCUCUUCACCUGGCUGUCAGUUGGAGCAGUCAAUCUGCAGACAGAGCCAGUCAACACUGUGCCGUCCAAGAUUUGUUUGGAGAAUCUCACAGUGCAGGUGAAGUGCUACAAUCCUGAAUGCCUGGAGGGGGAGAUUCGAACCAACACUGUGGUUCUGGUAGAAAACUCUAUGAAUUUCAGCAUCUCAAAGCUUUGUACUGCCUGCACAGAAAUCCCUGUGUGUAGGGUCUCCAUCACAAGACCAAACUCGACAGACACUGGAAACAGUACACAAAGAGCAGUUGUCGGAGAAAACUGUAUGAAUUUCAGCAUCUCAAGCCUGUGUACAGCCUGCACAGAAAUCUCUGUGUGUAGAGUUUCCAUCACAACACCAAAUUUGACAGACACUGGAAACAGCACACAAGCAGCAGUUCUCAACUUCCUGUGCAUCCUCCUUGGCUUAGCGGUCGGGACACUCCUUCACAUGCCGGUGAUUGGCUUCCUGCUGUGGCAGCGCAGAAGGAACACAACAGGAGACCUUCUGAGUGAGGAAGUGGCAGAGGAGAAUCAGACCAGUACGGCAGCUCCGGUGACAGAGACUGAGGACUUGACCUAUGCCAACCUGAAUUUUGAAAAGGGGAAGGGGACAGGACCUGCCUCCUCCAAUGUCAUUUACACUGAGAUCAAGUCAUUGCAACAGAAGCAGAGUGGUGGGGAUGGCAGUGCUGCUAACACAGAUGUAGAUGUCUACCCCAAGGAAGAGGGCAAGUGAGGGAGAUAAGGAACUUGUCCACCUCUUGGGGUUGCCCUCCUCAAAAACUAGGUGUUAGCUCAUAUAGCAGUGCAGUCUUGGUGACCAAAGACCCC
This is a messenger RNA of Sturnus vulgaris (Common starling), 994 nucleotides long. RefSeq lists its product as uncharacterized. Lineage: Eukaryota; Metazoa; Chordata; Aves; Passeriformes; Sturnidae. The record is from RefSeq and is a predicted model, not a curated record.